AUGUCUAAUAAGAAAACAAUCAUAGCAUUUGAUCUCUACGGUACACUCCUUUCCACCUCGAGUAUCGCCCACGAAUUAGCUCUACAUUUUGGCGACGAGAAAGCUCAAUCUAUUGCUGCGUUAUGGAGAAGAUAUCAAUUGGAAUACACGUUCCGAAUGAACAGCAUGUCAUUAUAUAAACCCUUCUUAGAAAUAACACAUACAUCACUCUAUCACGCAUUAUCCGAACACAAACUCUCUCUUUCAGAAGCAGAUGUCGGCCGUAUUAUGAACGCUUACAAUUCACUCACCAUCUUCCCGGACGUAUCAUCUGGCCUGGAAAAUUUGGCGAAAGAUACUGAGAUUAUUGCACAUGUGUUUUCAAAUGGUACUAAUGAAAUGGUAUCUGAAUCUGUGAAUAAAUCACCUCAGCUUUCGGGAUUUAGGCAGCUUUUUAAAGAGCUUAUUACGGUGGAGGAAGUAGAAUGCUAUAAACCCCAUCCGAAAGUGUAUGAGCAUCUUGUUAGGAAGGCGAGAGGUGAUGUACGUAGAGAAGAUCGGGAGGGGGUGUGGCUUGUAAGUGGGAAUCCGUUUGAUAUUGUAGGAGCGAGAGCAGUGGGUUUGCAAACUUGUUGGGUGGAUAGGAUGGGGGAUGGCUGGAUGGAUAGAUUGGGUGAAUUGGCGAGUGGAGGCCCGCAUGUUGUGGUGAAGGGGGUUGAUGAAGCGGUGCGGGAGAUUCAAAGGAUGUCUAGGUCUUAG
Messenger RNA from Sclerotinia sclerotiorum 1980 UF-70, 738 nucleotides. RefSeq lists its product as hypothetical. The transcript has 3 exons. Bases 1 to 738 code for a protein of 245 amino acids. Gene Ontology annotation, molecular function: hydrolase activity, acting on halide bonds, in C-halide compounds. Lineage: Eukaryota; Fungi; Ascomycota; Leotiomycetes; Helotiales; Sclerotiniaceae. The record is from RefSeq and is a predicted model, not a curated record.